Messenger RNA from Perognathus longimembris pacificus (Pacific pocket mouse), 3651 nucleotides. RefSeq names its product transcription factor 7 like 2 (gene Tcf7l2). Bases 1 to 1881 code for a protein of 626 amino acids. The record is from RefSeq and is a predicted model, not a curated record. Gene Ontology annotation, cellular component: beta-catenin-TCF complex; catenin-TCF7L2 complex. The transcript has 15 exons. Lineage: Eukaryota; Metazoa; Chordata; Mammalia; Rodentia; Heteromyidae. Gene Ontology annotation, molecular function: RNA polymerase II cis-regulatory region sequence-specific DNA binding; DNA-binding transcription factor activity, RNA polymerase II-specific. Gene Ontology annotation, biological process: regulation of transcription by RNA polymerase II; canonical Wnt signaling pathway.
AUGCCGCAGCUGAACGGCGGUGGAGGAGAUGACCUAGGCGCCAACGACGAACUGAUCUCCUUCAAAGACGAGGGCGAGCAGGAGGAGAAGAGCUCGGAAAACUCCUCGGCGGAGAGGGAUUUAGCCGAUGUCAAGUCGUCGCUAGUCAAUGAAUCAGAAACGAAUCAGAACAGCUCCUCCGAUUCCGAGGCGGAAAGACGGCCUCCGCCUCGAUCCGAAAGUUUCCGAGACAAAUCCCGGGAAAGUUUGGAAGAAGCGGCCAAGAGGCAAGAUGGAGGGCUCUUUAAGGGGCCACCGUAUCCCGGCUACCCCUUCAUCAUGAUCCCCGACCUGACGAGCCCCUACCUCCCCAACGGAUCGCUCUCACCCACCGCCCGAACCCUCCAUUUUCAGUCCGGCAGCACACAUUACUCUGCGUACAAAACGAUUGAACACCAGAUUGCAAUUCAGUACCUGCAGAUGAAAUGGCCCCUCCUUGACGUCCAAGCAGGGAGUCUCCAGAGCAGACAGGCCCUCAAGGAUGCCCGCUCCCCCUCGCCUGCACACAUUGUUUCGAACAAAGUGCCGGUGGUGCAGCACCCCCACCAUGUCCACCCGCUCACGCCUCUCAUCACCUACAGCAACGAACACUUCACCCCGGGAAACCCACCUCCACACUUACCAGCCGACGUAGACCCCAAAACAGGAAUCCCACGGCCUCCACACCCUCCCGAUAUAUCUCCAUAUUACCCGCUAUCACCUGGCACUGUAGGACAGAUCCCCCAUCCGCUAGGAUGGUUAGUACCACAGCAAGGUCAACCAGUGUACCCAAUCACGACAGGAGGAUUCAGGCACCCCUACCCCACAGCACUGACUGUCAACGCUUCCAUGUCCAGCUUUCUGUCUUCUAGGUUCCCUCCCCACAUGGUCCCACCACAUCAUACUUUACACACGACCGGCAUUCCCCACCCGGCCAUAGUCACACCAACAGUCAAACAGGAAUCCUCCCAGAGUGACGUCGGCUCACUGCACAGCUCAAAGCAUCAGGACUCCAAAAAGGAAGAGGAAAAGAAGAAACCCCACAUAAAGAAACCCCUUAAUGCGUUCAUGUUGUAUAUGAAGGAAAUGAGAGCAAAGGUCGUGGCGGAGUGCACAUUGAAAGAAAGCGCAGCCAUCAACCAGAUCCUGGGGCGAAGGUGGCAUGCGCUGUCUAGAGAAGAACAAGCAAAGUACUAUGAGCUGGCUCGGAAAGAGCGACAGCUUCAUAUGCAGCUGUACCCUGGCUGGUCUGCGCGGGAUAACUAUGGGAAGAAGAAGAAGAGGAAAAGGGACAAGCAGCCAGGCGAGACCAAUGAACACAGCGAAUGUUUCCUAAAUCCUUGCCUUUCACUUCCUCCGAUUACAGACCUGAGCGCUCCUAAGAAAUGCCGAGCGCGCUUUGGCCUUGAUCAGCAGAAUAACUGGUGCGGCCCCUGCAGGAGAAAAAAAAAGUGCGUUCGCUACAUACAAGGUGAAGGCAGCUGCCUCAGCCCGCCCUCUUCAGAUGGAAGCUUACUAGACUCGCCACCCCCGUCCCCACCACACCUGCUAGGCUCCCCUCCCCAAGACGCCAAGUCACACACUGAGCAGACCCAGCCGCUCUCGCUCUCCCUGAAGCCUGACCCCCUGGCCCACCUGUCCAUGAUGCCUCCACCUCCGGCGCUCCUGCUGGCCGAGGCCGCCCACGGCAAGGCCUCUGCCCUCUGCCCCAACGGGGCCCUGGACCUGCCACCCGCCCUGCAGCCGCCCAUCCUCCCGGCCUCGUCACUUGCACAGCCAUCGACAUCUUCCUUACAUUCCCACAACUCGCUGACUGGGACCCAGCCCCAGCCUCUGUCCCUCGUAACCAAGUCUUUAGAAUAGCUUUAGCUGUGUCAGCCCUGCCUGAGAUGAGUGCUUUCUUCCUGGUUCUUGAUUUGCGCCUCUCUUCCCCCGGCCCCCCUCCACCCCCCUCCUUGGAAAAGCUUUUGUUUUGUACUCUUUUAAUUUUGUGCCACGUGGCUACAUAAGUUGAUGUUUAUCGAGUUCAUUGGUCAAUAUUUGACCCAUUCUUAUUUCAAUUUCUCCUUUUAAAUAUGUAGAUGAGAGAAGAACCUCAUGAUUCUACCAAAAUUUUUAUCAACAGCUGUUUAAAGUCUUUGUAGCGUUUAAAAAUAAAUAUAUAUAUAUACAUAACUGUUAUGUAGUUCUGAUAGCUUAGUUUUAAAAGACUGAUUAAAAAACAAAAAGGAAAAAAAAAGAGAGAGAGAAGCAAUUUUGAAGCAGCCCUCCAGAGGCGUUGGUUCUGUAUUAUUUGUAUUAAAUACGAGCUUGCGAACCAAUCAUUUUACACCUGGUUUUUGAACCACAAGAGGCACCAUGGAUGCCGUGCCAUUACCUUUAUUUUUUUUUUCCUCUGUGUGAAACAACUUUUAUUGUGAUGUUACUUGUUAUUGUUUAAAUGUACAGAAACAAAGGGUUAAAAAUGUGUUAAUAUACCUUGUUCCUUGGUGUUGUUCUUUUGUGGGGAGGGGGUUGCUACUCAACAAUUAAUGGAAUCAUCAUGCUGUUGGACCAGUAGUAUUUAUUGCUUUAGAGGUUGCUUGUUGUACUUGUAUGUUGUCUCUUUUUAAAUAUGUUUUCUUUUCCUUUUUCUUGGAACUGUAUAAAGUUUCCCCCCCCCUCCCUUAGCAUAAGCAUCUUAUAUAUAACAACUCAUUUGUACAAGGUUUUUAAGUUUAUAUAUAAAAAUGUGUAUAUAUAUUUUUUUUGUUUCCCUUUUUUGACUUUUGUUUUUCCCCUGUCUGAAGCCCAGAAUCUGCCAAAUGGACAUUCAUAGUUGCAUCCAGGAUCAGUAGUAGCAUUCACAAACGUUGCUUUAAAAGCCAUUAAGUAAAACAAGACUUGAAGUGUAGUGAGGAAAUGCUAGAUGCUGUUGAGCAGCAGUGGGAACUGCCCUUGUUCCGUCCCCGCCCUGGAAUCCUAGUCAGAUGCCCUGCACCCUUAGGACAUGGACUGACCGUGUGCAAAACUUUAUGUGCCAAAAUUCUCAGUGACUUUAGCUUUCUCCCUCUUUGAUGCUGUACUUUCUGUUCAUCAUGUUUUGCUGUGAUGUUACAUAGGUAGAUUUGUAUGUAGUUUUAAUGUCACCUAUAACAAAAUGUGUUUGAUAGCAGAUUGUCCAGAAAGCAUUUUAAAUGAAGAGGUAUAAACCCUUAAGGGCCAAAAUUCUGUAUAUUAGAUUACUCUUAAAUGAAAAAUCCAGCUGCCGCUUCUAUGGACUUAUAUUACAUACAAGUAGGUAGCGAACUUUAAAAAUAAAAAAAAAAACUAGGCAUGUUGAUGUUGCAAAUGCUGUAUAAAGCUAAGACCUGUUCAUUCAGUGCCAUUGUAGUUGACAUGAAGCGAUUGUAAAACUGUCUCCGAUUUUUCUCUGGUUUAUUAAAAUGCUAACUAUAACAUUUUUUUCCUUUUUUGUGAAUACUUUGAAUGUUUCCUAACAGUUGUGAUGUUACUGUUCCGUUUUAUGCUCUUAUUCCAAGUUCAUUUUGAAUGGUUUGGAAGCCAUUUUUGUAAUGAAUAAAUGUCCAUGCUGUACAGUACCUGUAGCAUGCCGUUCUGGAUUAAUAAAAGCAACUUAGUAUGUGCAGAGAA